AAUUAGAGAGAAAAGAGCGUAUAAAGAAGGCUUUGACAUGAAUUGGACUAAUACGAUUCGCGCACCGACGAAAUAAGAGCCGGAAUCAUGAGGAAAUAUCAGAUUUACGUGAUUUGUUUUGUUGUUUUGGCUUUUGCCGCUGCCACAGCUACAAGAGUUUGCAGCAACAGAAAUAUCUUGUGCUCUGUGGUUAGAUCAACUAGUUGUUCAAAGAAAAUCGUUUCCAGUCAUUGCCCAAGGCUUUGCAACACAUGUGGAGCAAAAUGUCGAAACAUAAAGGCGUCAAUGCGCGUUGAUUGUGGCUACCAUGGAAUUAGUCCGUUGGAUUGCUUGAGAAAGGGAUGUUGUUAUGGCGAAUUAAAGGUGGCUGGCCCGUGGUGUUAUCAUCGAAAAGCAAACUGUCCCAUGAUUGAAGCAAACAAACGUGAAGAUUGUGGUUACCCUGGGAUAAGCAAAUCAGAUUGCGUCAAAAAAGGAUGCUGUUACAACGCGAUCAAGGAAAAGGGACCGUGGUGUUAUUACAGGUAAGGUAAGUUGUUCCGC
Messenger RNA from Hydractinia symbiolongicarpus, 543 nucleotides. Its product is annotated as trefoil factor 2-like. The coding region runs from base 88 to 528 and encodes 146 amino acids. The transcript has 4 exons. The record is from RefSeq and is a predicted model, not a curated record. NCBI's taxonomy places the organism in Eukaryota, Metazoa, Cnidaria, Hydrozoa, Anthoathecata, Hydractiniidae.